Nematocida parisii ERTm1 is the source of this 309-nucleotide messenger RNA. RefSeq lists its product as uncharacterized. Gene Ontology annotation, biological process: transmembrane transport. The transcript has a single exon. The coding region runs from base 1 to 309 and encodes 102 amino acids. Gene Ontology annotation, cellular component: membrane. The record is from RefSeq and is a predicted model, not a curated record. NCBI's taxonomy places the organism in Eukaryota, Fungi, Microsporidia.
AUGAAAAAACUAUUUGACGCCUUCACAGGAUAUAAAACCCCAAUACUUUCUGCAAUAACUGUGGCUUCGCUCCUAGGAGGAUCUUCUGGGAUUUUCUCUUCAUAUAAACCAAUAAUGACAGAUGUGGCAAAGUCUUCCUCUCUUCUUUUUUAUCUUCCCUUUUCGGUUGGUGACUCUGUUUCUAUAAAUAAUACACAGGGAAGGGUCUCUAAGGUUAAUCUUCAGUAUGUCACACUAGAAAAUAAGAGUGUAACGACUUACAUACCAACACACCUUGUAUACGGAUCAAUCAUUAAGAUAUUUAAGUAA